Messenger RNA from Porites evermanni, 4919 nucleotides. NCBI's taxonomy places the organism in Eukaryota, Metazoa, Cnidaria, Anthozoa, Scleractinia, Poritidae. The record is from the annotation of a GenBank genome assembly.
AUGAAAAGAGCCAGUGCAAAUAGUUUUGUUUCCAGGCAGCCUAAUGAUCGUUUUGAAUUGGCUGAGAACUCUGUAGGCAGGAGCCACAUCGGGGUGAAUAAUGAACAUUCUCCACCUCCACCUUUAGCCGGAGGGGAAGCCGAGAGUAGGCAAUCACGAAGUCGAGAUGGAGUGUUAAACCGCUUGCGAAGGACGCUUUCAAUCUCGCGAAGGUCAUCGCAACCUUUAUCGGCUGUUGUUCCUUUCAACAGUGGAUCCGAAGAAGAAUUAGGGGAGAACGGCCACAUAUCAGUAGUACAGAAGACACGAGCGCCACAUUAUCGAUGUCUUCCUCUCCCUCCUGGUUUCAUACCAUCGGAUUUGCUUAUGAGUUUGGACCAUCAAGAUCAGUCCAGUCACCCCGCUGAAAGCGGAAAUGCAGUGGCCACCAUCAAAUUUGGGAAAGUAGGGAACCAAAGUCCAACAGCGGCUGCUGAAGAUGGUGUGAAUAGUGCCACGAACAUCUCAAGUGGCCAGCACAAAGUGAAGAAGGGCAUACCCCGACGCGUUUUGUAUAAUAACUGGGUCGAUCCAAAAUUUUAACAUUCAGUUCCGCGAGUUUCAAACCGUUGUCGGUUGCUGUAAAGAAUUGUACUUAUUUAUUUAACCACUGGAAACAAUCAGUUAGAAAUACGAGACAAUUAAUAUAAAAUAUAUAUUGAUUUAAGUCGCAAAACUCAACUGGUUUACAAACGGGGAAUUCAUACUAUUAAUAAAUGUCAAUUCUCGCGAAGAAGUCAUGAUCAUUUUUUGCCCGUUUUUCCAUUUAUUAGCAUAUAUCGUAAUUAUAUACAAAUAUCUAUGUUUACUCGUUUAACUAUCGCUGGUGACGUUUUAUGGUAAAGAUUUUUUAUGAGUACUAGUAAAGUUUUUUUGAAACUUUGCAAACAUCUGAUGACCUCUGGUUUACAUGAUUGCCAUAAGCGAGCCUACUUGCGGAUUAUUAUUUCUUUUGGAAACUUGAUAUAAGCGUGAAGUUUUGGAGGUUUACAAGCUUGCUUUACCAAGAUGAAGUUAUAUGCACAGAAAACAUCUUACUAAGGACCCCCAGCAUCUAAAGCUGCUGGGCAUUGCGUGGGUCAUGCCUGGUUCACAUGUUCGAUGCAAUAGGCCACUUUCACGAUGACGUCCAGUCAGUUAACUACACGACUACAGAAUUCAUUAAAUGAAGAAUGAAAAUCGCAGUUAUAUACGCAUCUUUUGCAGCUGGGAAAAGAGAGCCUGAAAAAAAUUCAGGCUUGUGCGGGACUUUAACCCUUAACCUCUGCGAUACCGAUGCAGCGCUCUAUCAAUUAAGCUAACGAGCCGAUUGGGGGCAGGUCGUUGAAUUGGCUCGUUAUAAACCCGUGAAAGGAUGAUGAUGAUGAAGUUUUGAAUAUAUGAAAAUCACAUGUAUGAACUGCGGAGUGAAGAAUUAAAUGAAGGAUGAUCAAUUCAACGAUCUGCUGUGUUAACAUCGGGUUAGGGGAGAGGUAGGUGGGGAGUGUCCCAGAAUCUUAGACUGUUUAAUACACACUUUUGGCUUUUGAGUGUUUCCACAAAAUCCUCAAAUAUAAUAAAACCUCUUCAGCAGUAUUUUUCCAUGGUGCUAGUUUAGUUUAGUUUUUUUUCGUGUUCUUGGCCCAGGAAGAAUAAAGAUUGGGAUUUUGUUGGUAAGAGACCCAGGGAUGGGGUACCUGACCGAAGUUUAGGCACAGCGUUUCUGCUGAGGAUUUGAAACUUUGAAAUUAGUGAGGACCAAAAAACCCUAAGAUAACUACCCUGUGUGCAGAACGAGGACUUAUUUUUUUAUCUAGCGGCAUUUCUCGUAUUCGCCUAAUGAGGAGGUGCCCAUUAAACUGAAAACUCCUUCUCGACUGAAAAUGUCGGAUUUAUUGUUUGUGUGCAGUUGACAGCCAAGAAAUGUACCACUGAAACGUGUGAUGUACGUGCAAAGUUGUUGUUUUGGUCAUUAGAUUUGACCCCAAUGAUUUUUCAGUCUGAGGCGUAUCGUUGCCUUUCCUGUCUUGAGUUUUGUAAACACCUUAUCUUAACACUGUUUGACAGGACCUUCCUGAUUAAUUUUCCCGAAAUUAUGGCCAUAUCGAGUUAAAAAAAGGGUUUAACAUGCAGUUCUUCUCAAACCUUUACGGGCACGUGCAAUGCUUGUAUUUUGACUGGUUAACAAAAAACAGACGAUACCUAAUUAGGAAUAUCUUCGCUUCCGAUAUUGAUUGGCGCUAACAAUGCGAAGCACACGCCUCGUUGACAGUGAGAACUUAGACCCUGUUUACAUGGAGUGGGGGACCCCGGUCUAGUGGGGUAGGUUUCUUUUGUUUUGUGCCCCCCAGAGCGUGAAAACAAAAGGAACCAACCCCACUAGACCGGGGUCCCCCACUCCAUGUAAACAGGCCGAGAAAAGAAAGUUUAUUAAACGGAACGAACUGAGACCGUCCUGCUCUGGUACGCUUAUUGUUGCGUUAUCGCUUUUGUAUCACAUUUAGUGCUUUCACCUUUGAGGUUUCUUAUAUUAAUAAUGAUUUUGAAAACCUUGUGUAAAGUUUUACGUUGAGCUGCAUCAAAAAACCGCAAACUCCUGUAUUAAAAUGGGAAAUCUUUAUCUUUAUCAUUUUGCCAAGCAAGCAUUUUGUCAAGUUUCGUUUACAAAGUACACACAGGAGCAAAAUGUCACGAUUUGGCAAGUUUUUCCUUUCCUACCAAAUAAAUUAACCAAUUUUUCGCCUUACUUGUUUUACUCCCCCAAGACCUUUUUAAAUAAUUUAUUUGAAAUGUUAGUUAAUUAACCUUACAAGUCCCAAAUGGCUUGCCCAGAGGUGUUUGUGGUAAACAAUCCUUGUUCUUGCUACAUAGACACGUGCAGUAAGAAACUCCAAUCAGAAAUUAUUAUUCAAAUCAAACAUGACGUUGCUCCACGCCACAUUCAAAAAUUGGAAACUUCAGUUGUGAGAGCUGGCGAAGGUUGCUCACGAAGGAGAAACGGGCAAGAACCUCUCGUUUAAACUGCCUAGCUGUCUUUCUCAGCUUCUCAGAGAAAGCUAACUAUGAACGAAGAAGUGUGGGAUGUUAAAACCAGCAAACGAGGUGAAUUAUACUUGUUAAAUUUAUCGUCUGUAUGGUUGAAAUUUGUGUUCCGACGAGUCCAACUUAAAAAAUUAAGUUAUUUGUUGUCGAAUGGUCGCAUUUUAAACUAGUUUGUUCUCAGAGGAGAAAUAGCGAGUAGAAUCGAAGCCAAUUCUCCGCACUCAGCAAAAUUUCUUUAUAGUUCAUAAUUUUGAUAGCCCUGUGUAGUUCGUACAUGGUCGAACACGUGGCCGUCUUAAAUACAAGCGAAGCUCAGUGGAGUCUUAGAUAAAGAAACUAAUCUAGCAAAUCAUAUUUUGCUCUUCAUCCAAAUUCAUAUUGGUGACACAGACAGUAAUUCACCAUAAAAGACGACAAAUUUGAUUCAUUUUUUUUCCCAGUAUUCAACAUGACAGCGAGAUUUUGAUGAAGUUUAAUAACCACGCCGGCAAAAUAUGGCCACCGUUCCUACUUUAAAUAAUAUAAUAAAAGCUAUAACGGAAAGCCUGUAAGUUUGCAGAAGGUUUUUUAAAGUUUUUUUUCGCAAAAUGUUUUACAAACAUUUAUACUCAAAAGAAUAAAGAAGAAGUACCUUGCACUCAACGUGAUAUGAAAACUUGACUUGGUACUUUUGGUUGUCAACGUUUUUAAUUGGGCAAUAGACCAUUUUACAGUUGUGGACUUAGUACCCUAGCCUUCGAGUGAAUGUGAGGCUGACGGUGACCUUGUUUUGAUAGAAACCUCCUUUGCUUUGUUAUGGAAAUUGUCCUUGAAAACUACUAGUUAGCAUAAGAAUAACUUGAUUUACAUAAUAAAGCAGGGAGGUUUCUAUCAAAACAAGGUCACCGUCAGCCUCGCUUCCAUCCAUAACUAUAAAAUGGCCUAUUUCGAAAAAACUUGUGUAAACUCGCUACUUCAGCUUCCUCGAGCGCAACUACUAUAAUCAGGCUUGAAUAUCUGAAAUUUGUUAAGGUCUUGCUCUUUCUUACGUUGGAUUGUUACAUUCAAAUAGGGUCGUGUAAAAAAAAAGUGGUUAAAUGAGUGAAUCGACGAAGCAAGAUAUACACGCAAUUUAUAGUUUAAAAUGAUUUUAAAUAGUUACAUACGAUUAACAAUUAGACAAUUGACGAUUAAAUAGAUUGGGAUCAAGAAGGACUUUUAAAGUGACAUCAAGUUGUAAAAUAGUGAUCAGUUUUUGCACAAGUCAGAUAGUUUUCAUUAUAUUUGGCCAGUUUUCAGCUUAAUUGCCCUGAUAAAAACCAACCUCAUAUGAUGUCACUGCAUCACGGGCGAUCUGUCGCACUAAUAUAUUGAGGCCUAGCCUGAAUUGUUACUAUGGUGAUGAACAUUACAAUUAACGAUUCAUUCUACAAAUGGGAAACAUUCGUAAAGAUCGUCAGCACAGCCCUGUAUUAUAUAGUUUGAUUGAGUCUUUGCAAACCAUUUCAGGGCAUGAGAGUUUUCAAUUGCAGCUGAAUUUGAAAAAUCAAGUAUUACCGUAUUUUUUCCGUUUCUCUUUACGUAGCUCUCUGAAACGUUUAGAGCCUUUUCACUACUAUUUCCUAAGCUUCUCGUCUUUUUUUAAUUUUUAGCCGUCGGACCAGACCAUCCUUCUCAUGCAGACCUCCAGAUUAGACCAUAAAACCAGAGCACCACAGCAGCCCAUAAGAUCCGCCCCAGAUCAGACCACGACACCAGACAAUCAGAGGAGUCUCAGAUCCAGACCAUCUUCAGACCAGAACACCAAAAUCAGCCAAUCAGAUCAGACAACCACCGCCACACCAGACCACCAGAUCAGCCCAACAGACUACCAUCCUUGA